ACCCCACUGCCUUUCUGCCAAUGGUGCCCUUCCUCUUCUAGCACUAAUCAAAACCCUCCAUGUCUAAAAUGGUCAAUUCACCUCCAGAGCAGCUAUCUAUAAAACCCUAUCAUCUUGCUCUCACGCAAACCGAGAAAAACUGAAUUUCCCUCCGGAAAUGGACCCGCGUCGAUACUCCCGGGUCAUCGAUCCGAAAGUCCGCCAAGUAGGCUUCUGUCCACGUUCAGGCCAGGUCCAAAAUCAAUCCGGUCCGACCGGCCCAUCAACAUCGCCACCGGUUUCCGACAUCUCUCCUUCGAGCAACUCCUUAUCUCCAGUCAUGAUUCCUCCGCCGCGUCAUCCAUCAGAUGCCGCGUCACGUGCGGUGAACGUACCUGCUGCCGCUACGACGCCGUUGAGGCCACGUAGGCCUUCUUUUGAUGAUCCUAAUAAUAAUUCAAGUAGCACUGAGCAGUUAGUUGUCAGCAGUUACAAUCCCGACGAGUCUGUUCUCGGAACCUCCCCGCCGUUUAGCGGCAUCGGCGACGACAGAGAUGGAGAUGCCGAGAGUGAAUUCUCUGACAAUUCGGUGAAUUGGAUUCGGCAAAAUGAUUCUGGUAGGUUUCCUUUGUCGUUGGCACCUGACGGUCGGUUUGAUUCAGCGGCAGCGAAAGAGAAGCAGUCGAAGAAGCCUCAAGUAGGAUCUAGAAAAGAAAGAGGUGGAGGACAAACUGCAGAAGUCCGGAAUGACUUGCCAUCAGAAUCAAAGCCGUUGAAAGAGAAGACCUCAAAAGCUGCAAGGCGUGCCCUGCAGGAAGCUCAACGUGCUGUUAAAGCUGCUGCAAAAGCAGCUGGUGGAAAUAAAUCAAAAGCUGCAUCAUUGUCAGCACACGAACAAACUGAUAAAGCAGUGAAGCUGCCUUUACAAAGGAAAGAUGACGGGCCUGUCACAUCUUCUGCAGCUGUUUCUGAGAGGAGAGGAGGUGAGCGACCACCUGAGAAAGAUCGAAAAAAAGAUGCUCCUGCCCCACGCAUGCAAUUUGAUGAUAAGAACCGUGUUGAAAAGGCUAAAAAGCGUUCAGUAGUUAAGCAAACUGAAGCUAGAAAUAGAGUUGAACUCUUUCGUCAUUUGCCUCAAUAUGAACAUGGUACUCAGCUUCCGGAUCUCGAGUCAAAGUUUUUUCAACUUGACCCUAUGCAUCCCUCCAUCUACAAGGUUGGACUACAAUACCUUGCUGGAGAUAUACGUGGGGGAAAUGCACGUUGUGUUGCCAUGCUACAAGCAUUUUCAGAAGCAAUUAAAGACUACUCCACACCCCCCGAAAAAACCCUUACUAGGGAUUUAACUGCCAAAGUGAAUAACUUUGUUUCAUUUUUGAUCGAGUGCAGACCCCUUUCAAUCAGUAUGGGUAAUGCGAUUAGGUUUCUCAAGUCUCGAAUAGCCAAGCUACCAAUAACUCUAUCUGAGGCAGAAGCAAAAUCCUCCCUGUGUUCAGAUAUUGAACGUUUUAUUAAUGAGAAGAUAGUAAUUGCUGAAAAAGUGAUUGUUGAACAUGCAGUAACGAAAAUCCAGGAUGGUGAUGUUCUUCUCACAUAUGGCUCAUCUGCUGUUGUUGAAAUGGUUAUAUUGCAUGCUCAUAAGCUUGGGAAACAAUUUCGUGUGGUGAUAGUAGACUCUCGUCCUAGGUUUGAAGGCCAAGCUUUACUUCGGAAGCUGGUGAAGAUUGGUGUUAGUUGUACAUACACACAUAUAAAUGCUGUUUCUUAUAUUAUGCGUGAAGUUACAAGAGUGUUUUUGGGGGCUGCAUCUGUUUUCUCAAAUGGUACUGUAUAUUCAAGAGUUGGAACUGCUUGUGUUGCCAUGGUUGCUCAUGCAUUUCAUGUUCCAGUUCUGGUUUGUUGUGAAGCAUACAAGUUUCAUGAGAGAGUGCUACUUGAUUCAAUUUGUUCAAAUGAACUUGGUGAUCCAGAUGCAAUUUCUAAGGUUCCUGGAAGAAUGGAUAUCAACUCUUUGCAUGAUGGGACUAAUAAAGAAAAUUUGCAGCAUUUGAAUUUGAUGUAUGAUGCUACUCCACCAGAUUACAUCUCAAUGAUUGUUACAGAGUAUGGAAUGAUCCCAACAACCAGUGUACCUGUGAUCGUCCGCGAGUACGGGAGAGAGCACCUAUUGAUAUAGAGCACAGAGAAAUUGACGCUGGCUGCAUUUUGGCAAAAUGUGCAGAGGUUUUGGUCCUGCUUUGCACUGUUAACAUAUAUUAGGUUUAAAGGAUGCCAAAGUACACCAAAAUUUUCAUCUUCUUUUGUUUUUCCAACAUGUGGGGCCUUUGGUAAGUGAGGUGUCAUAUAUUAUUGUCAGUAAGUAGGCAAAGGCGUUCAUGUGGUACGCUUGGGGACGAUGCAAUCAAUUUGCCUAAUCCGGCAAUUUUGUGAAACCAUCGUUGUAUUGGUAUAGUGUCAAGUAGACCAUUCCUUUGGCUUAAUAUGCUUAUUAUGUUCUAAUUCGCUUCAAUCUGGGGGCCUCAAUUAAUUAGUUUGCGGAAAGUAAUAAAUGGUAUUCUGUUUUUAACAGAUACA
Molecule: messenger RNA, 2553 nt
Organism: Coffea eugenioides
Lineage: Eukaryota; Viridiplantae; Streptophyta; Magnoliopsida; Gentianales; Rubiaceae
Product: probable translation initiation factor eIF-2B subunit delta
Exons: 7
Coding region: 158-2155 (665 amino acids)
Source: RefSeq, a predicted model, not a curated record